Messenger RNA from Austrofundulus limnaeus, 2156 nucleotides. RefSeq names its product neural proliferation, differentiation and control, 1a (gene npdc1a). Gene Ontology annotation, cellular component: membrane. The record is from RefSeq and is a predicted model, not a curated record. The transcript is spliced from 9 exons. NCBI's taxonomy places the organism in Eukaryota, Metazoa, Chordata, Actinopteri, Cyprinodontiformes, Rivulidae. Bases 227 to 1225 code for a protein of 332 amino acids.
CCUCCUCCUCGAGCUCCUCCGACUAUCUUUAGCUUUGUCACGGAUUACUGUACGCAGUGAGCAGACGGGCAUCCCGGUGCUCAGCUUCAAGCCGUGUGUACGUUUCCCCGGAGCGCCUUCACUUUACAAAACAAAAAUCCAAGAAGAAUAAAACACUAAAGUGAUGGGGGAAUGACAGCAACAACCGCCCUCGUCUUCGGCUCUCCCUCAACGAGAACACCCCAGGAUGCUGCCGCUCUCCGGUCCGCGGUGCGGACACCAGCGGCGGGCCUUGGCGCAGCUGCUGUUCGCCGCCGUGCUGCUCUGUGUCGCCCGUGUCAGCGCUAGCCUCCCAGCUCACAACCRGUGCCCCUCUUCUUUAACGUGCGUCCAGCAACGACGCCACCACUGCCAGCCGGGUUCGUCUCACUGCGGUCCGUGUCUGUCGCCAUUUCAGGAGAACGAGGAUGGACGCUGUGUGCAGAGGAGACGCCAUCAAAACAGCAAAGUCAUGACCUUCACUGACCUGGAUGAGGAAAUAGAUUUUCUUCACUCUGUCAUAGAAAAACAACAAGAUUCACAGAUAAAAACAACAAAAAAUCUACCAAAACAAGCUGUGUCCAUUUCCUUCCAAUCUGAUGUUAAAGAUGACAAGACUUCUGAACAGAAAUUGCAGAACCAGAACAGACUCUCAGGUGAAACCCUGCAUGGGACCACCGCAACUCCAGGCGCCACCCAUCCCAACACAUCGACCUCCCAGCCCAGGAUCACUGGAGCUGAUGGCCGAUUUGGUCCUAUAGCUGUUCCACACUCUAAAAAUGACAAUGUCAUUAUCAUUAUGAUCUCUGCGUGUGCCGUGGUGGGAACUGUUGCUGUGAUCUUAGCUGCGGUUUGUUUCGUCAAGCUGCAUAAAGAUUCACGUCUUGCUGAGAAGGUGGAUUACCCGGCUUUCAAAGGGCCAAGUGCCCCUGCUGCCACAGUUAAUGGCACGUCGGUGGGCGACAAGACUCUGGCUCAAAGCGCUCAAAUGUUUCACUACCAACACCAAAAACAACAGAUGCUCUCAAUGGAAAACCACAAACCUGAACAGAAAGUCGUUGACAGCGAGGUCACGUCAGACGAGGAGGAAGUGGGAGGAGGCUUCACGGUGUACGAGUGCCCCGGACUUGCUCCGACUGGGGAGAUGGAGGUGAAGAACCCACUGUUUGAUGACUCAUCUCAAGACUAUCAGGGGAAUUCCAAGUGAAUUCAGAACACCCCAGAAAUACAAACACACUUAAUCAGAUAUUUCUUGGGAAGAAGGGUUCUAAUUUCACUCUGCCUGCAUGGAAAAUGAGAAUGACUUUAUCAAAUGAUUGUUUUYUUGUCCACCUUUUUAACUUGUUUUUUCCCACUGUGGAUUUUUAACGCAACAAACGUGUGACGGGUUUCCUGUUAAUUUAUUUCUGUCACUGUUUUAGAGCGACUCAUCUUUUAAUAAUUUAUCAUUUAAGUUCUAGAUAUCUCUGAAGGUGUUUGUCUUGUUUAAUUGUUUGAUUUAGAGAUAGAUUUUCCUUUUCUGUCUUAACUAUAAGUCUUAGGUUUUCACAGCUAUUUCCAAAGAAUAUCAUACAGUAAGAGAAAAUGUAUUCCACACUGACACCGCUACAUAUAAAUACACAAGAAUACAGAGGAUGCCCUCUCUUAUUUUCUCAUAUGGCUGAAUCACGUUAGGAAAUAUUUUCUAUCAGAUCUUUAUGAUACCUCUGUAACAACACAACACAAUGUUUAGUAAAUUGUUUCUGCUUGUGUUGCUAAUUUCUUUCCAUUAUGGGAUGCGCAUAAUCAGUUUAAUAUAUUACAAAAUAUAUAUAAAAUUAUAGUAUUUAACAAUGUAUGUUGCAUGGUUUGACUGUAACGUGUGAUCACUCUGCCUCCUGUGUGUGUGCAUCCUGUUGAUGAAGGAAAUAUUUGAUGUAAAGUGACUUCUGAGCUCUUGAAUGAAACUGGACACAAGUUAUAGCAUUGGAUGUUUCGAUGGUAAAUAUUAAACUCUUGAUUUGUCCCUUUUUCCCUCCCCGAAUAACCCUGUGCUGCAAAAUGUACAUACAAAGAGUGAUGAUGUUCACUUUUUAUAGAUAUUUGUACAUGCAGACUAAAAAGAGAAAAUUAAAACUUUUUACCACGUAUGGAAAAAA